Molecule: messenger RNA, 4251 nt
Organism: Hemiscyllium ocellatum (epaulette shark)
Lineage: Eukaryota; Metazoa; Chordata; Chondrichthyes; Orectolobiformes; Hemiscylliidae
Gene: lgi3
Product: leucine-rich repeat LGI family, member 3
Exons: 11
Coding region: 613-2127 (504 amino acids)
Biological process (GO): regulation of exocytosis
Cellular component (GO): synaptic vesicle
Molecular function (GO): protein binding
Source: RefSeq, a predicted model, not a curated record
GCAUCGAGUGAGCGAGGUGUUCUGAGACCACGCACCUACCGUAGGUCACCAGGGGGUCAACUUUCAGGAGGAAGAACUUUGCAAAGAACAAAAGGAAUGUGUUGCCAAUGUUUGACUGGAAAGACCAUGUUAGCUUUGAGCUGUAACACUUCUGCUUGAAGGAGCCAGUCUUGAUUCGCUGACAAUUCCUGCUCGAAACUAUGGCCUUGCCUUGGACUGAUCCAUUUGCUGACAAGUGCUGCUUGAGAAAACAGGCAUUGCAAAGUUGUUGCAAUUGAUGGCAACCCAGCCAGUGCUAGCUGUUCUGAAGCAAAACCCUGUGUGCCUCUGUGAGUCCUUGCUAGCUUUCAACUUUCUUAAAGAUUUGGGGAAGUCAGAUGUCGGAAGAUGGUGGUGAGCUGCGCAGUUCCUUUGGUGAUGAUGUUCCCAUCACGGGGAAUCCGCGACUCGAACUCCCUGCCAGUAAGAUCAUUCAAGGAUUGGACACUCUGCAGGCAGGAAGCGUGUUCCCGCUGAUGGGGAGACCGGAAUUGAACACAGUUUUCCACAAGUCGACAUGAUGAAGUCUUGGAUGCUUGGGAAUUGAGCACGGUUCUCCAUCUUUGUAAAGAAAUGUGGCUUCGGAGUGUCGUGACAGGACACACAGUCCAGAGGGAGAGUUCAAAGAUAGCACAGAAUUCAAUGAGAACUUUCGUAAAAGCAAAAUUCAGCCGUAUUUCCGAAUAUGCCUUUGCUCACCUCCCUGCUCUCCAAUUCCUCUUGUUGAAUUCAAACACCUUCAGCAUGAUCCAAAAUGAUGCGUUCAAUGGUUUAUCUCAUCUCCAGUAUCUAUUCAUAGAGAAUAACAACAUCCAGUCGCUCUCCAAAUACACAUUCCGAGGCCUCCGGUCUCUCAACCAUCUAUCACUGGGAAACAACAAUCUGCUGGUACUUCCGAGAGACAUCUUCAGGGAUCUUCAUGUUCUGACACAUUUGGAUCUCCGUGGGAAUGCUUUCCAUUGUGAUUGUAAGGUGAAAUGGCUGAUGGAAUGGCUGCAGGUGACCAACAUGUCAGUCCCUCCAGUGUACUGUUCCAGCCCGAUGAAAUACCAGAACGUCCGGGUGAACCACCUGCCAUUGAAGGACUUUGACUGCAUCAGGACAGAAUUCAGCGUUUACCAAACCCUGCCUUUCCACGCCGUGUCCGUUGAGUCCUUCGUUCACGCCGAUGACCUCUUUGUAACCUUUGCCCAGGCCAACAAUGGGAACUGCAGUUUCUUUGUGUGGGAUCACGUCGAGAUGGUCUUCCGGACUUCGGCCAAUAUCUCCGCUCACGCUGCGGUCUACUGCAAACCGCUGGUGAUCGAGGGGCAGCUGUACGUCGUCCUGGCCCAGUUGUUCCGAGGCUCCCACAUCUACCGGUGGGACGGCUACGGGGGGACGUUCGUCAAGGUCCAGGACAUCGACACCGCCAAGAUCCAGAAGCCCAACGACAUCGAGAGCUUCACCAUCGACGGCGAAUGGUACUUUGUGAUUGCCGACAGCUCGAAGGCUGGCUCCACCACCGUGUACAAGUGGAACAAGGUGGGAUUCUAUUCCCACCACUCCCUCCACCCCUGGCACCGGGACACAGACGCUGAGUUCAUCGAGACGGACGACAAACCCAAGCUGAUCCUCGCCAGCAGCACUCAGACCCCGGUCGUCUACCAGUGGAGCAAGUCACAACGGCGGUUCACCUACCUGACCAAAAUCCCCGACAUGGCGGAGGUGCACGCCGUGAAGCACUUCCAGGCCGGCAGGGCCCUCUACCUCUGCUUGGUCCGCUUCAUCGGCGACUCCACGCUGGUCAAGUGGGAGGGCCAGCGCUUCACCGAGAUCCAGGCCCUGCCCUCCAGGGGCUCCAUGGUGGCCCAGCCCUUCCGCGUGGCCCACUGGCAGUACCUGGCCCUGGGGAGCGACUACUCCUUCUCGCACGUCUACCUCUGGGACACCGGGAAGCUGCGCUUCGGCCGCUUCCAGGACUGGGGCGUACGCGCGCCCCGGGCCUUUCAGGCGGUGCCCAUCCACAGCCUGCACCUGGUGCUGGCGCCCAGCUUCAAAGGGGACACCGUCGUCUACAGGCACCUGGUGGUCGACACCAGCGCUUAGCGGCGCCAGCCAAGGGAGCGGGCACCGCCGCCCCCCGUUCACCUUUCCCGGGCAGAGGUCCCUGACGGUUUCCCGCACUAACCUGAGUCGCAACGGCUGUCGGUUUUUUUUUUUUGGCCUCACUCAGUCCGAGAGGUCGCCAGGUUCACCAAGUUUGUCACCUCCUCACUUUGUCAGACGAAAGAUCAGAAUUUGUCGAGUCUUCCAGUCGAAUCAAAGCCUCCAGAAAGAGUCCAGCCUUCUCAGUACUCACACACCUCACCUCCAGGGCUGAGUUUGUGUGCAGACUUGUGGCUCGAGUGCCGUUUGUGGGUUUAUUUGCCGAGCUCGGAGGUUGAGUUGCGGAUGUUUUGUCUCCAGUCUGGGUGACGUCUUCAGAGCUUCGGAGCCCCCUGUUUAUUGUGUCUUCCAUUCGACUCCCGACAGUGUGGAAACAGGCCCUUCGGCCCAACCAGUCCAGGCCGACCCCUCCGAAGGGUAACCCACCCAGACCCGUUCCCCUCCGACUGACGCACCCAACACUAUCGGCAGUUCAGCAUGGCCAAUUCACCCUGACCUGCCCAUUCUUAGGAGGAAGCCGGAACGCCCAGAGGAAACCCAUGGGGAGAACAUGCAAACUCCACACAGACGGUCAUCCCGAGGUCGGAAUCGAACCGGGUCCUUAGUGCUGUGAGACAGCAGUGUGAACCACUGAGCUACUGUCCAUUGUGCUGCUUCUGGGUGUUGUGGCCGGUAUGUUGGGUCCAGGUCUCUAUGAUUAUUGGUGAAGUCUGUGGAUGAGUGCCAUGUUUCCAGAAAUUGUCCUGGACCCAGUCGACUGAGCACUGCAGCCGGACGCAGCAGGAACAGAACCGAAUAAAUUCCUGAAGACACUGUCCAGCAGCGCUUCCCAAGAGCUGUCAAAGCACUCAAGAUCUCACCUGGACAGGGGACGAAACGUCUCAAAGCCAGCUCCGCCAACAUUCGCACGACCACUGCGGUGCUUGUUCACUCUUCAUCACUGCUUGCCCUGGGACCGAAUUGGAUCGCCCCUGCGAAACCGUCACCCAGGGCACUGACCCCGCUCCCUGUCCACCCCUUGCCCGCCCUCGCAGCUCACCCGCAGACGGAAUUGUGCGGUGGGAUUCCUCGUGGGGGACUGGGGAUGUUUCGGAGCGUCUCUCCCUCCCUCUGGCAAGCGUAGCUGAACCCACAGGUCGUCUCAUUCCCAAAGGGAUUUCGCCUCGUCGUGCAGUCCGUUCGAGUGCCCCCCCAGGACGGUGACCGGCGUUACGCAAAUGCAGAGCCUUGUUCUUGUGUCUUUUGACAAGGGCUGUCGCUUUUUCUUUUCACCCUGGAGAUAAUCGUGCCUUGUCACAGUCUCAUUUCAAUGCUUCCUCUCCCUGUGCGUUUUAAAUCCUUGACAAACGUCACUCGCUUUCAGAGUUUGCUGUCUUCACUCAGUCUGGGCGACGUGGCCUGUUCACUGAUGCUCCUGUUCACUGUUUCCAGCUGAGUUUUCCAACUUCUGUAGAGGUUGGCUUCUAUCGCCAGGUGCCAACUCGUCCAAGUCUUUCAGGAAUCCUUCUCAGUCGUGUCCUGAGUGAGGUUCGAUCCAAAUGAGAGAUGUGCUGACCAAAAAAGAAAGCAGGUUCUCUGUUUGAGAAGGGGAACCAGAAAUAGCUGGAGAAACUCAGCAGCAUCUGUGGAGAGGGAACUGGAGCUCACAUUUCAAGGGGUUCAGGGACAUAACUCUUUGAAGUUUGCAUCCACCACAAAGAUUAAAAAGGCAUUUAGAAUGCUUGCCUACCCUGGUCUGUCCUUUGAGUAUGGGAGUUGGGACGUUAUGUUGUAGUGAUACAGGGUGUGGGUGAGGCCUUUUCUGAUGCACUGUGUCCAGUUCUGUUCCGGGAAGGAUAUUAUUCAGGGAGGGAGGGUUCGGAAGAGAUUUACCAGGAUGUUGCUGGGUACAGAAGAUUUAAGUUUCCUGUUUUUCCUUCAGAACCUGGCUUUCAUUUCUGUGUUUCGGAGCUGCAGGUUGUGAGUGCUGUGGUUCACCUGUUCAGAUACGGACAUGUUCAGUGUUGCGUAUUUUCGAGGGAAGCCGUGUCAUGUUUCAUAGUUGUGGUAUUCUUGGAAUAAACA